AUGGAGAGAGACUCCACCGGCACUGCAGAAAAAAGCGACCCUGCUUCAUCACCUGUGAGGAGGAUUAUUAAUGAAGACACCUGCUCAGAUAACUCCCACAGCUCCCGGGCAGAGACUCAUGUAGCCCGAGCCAGGUGGACUCUACUGAGACAGGUGUUGCGUCAGAAGCAGGUGGACACUCCUGAGGUCAAACAGGUGUCUGUCCGCAGGUUUGCCACGUUUGACCUUUUCAGCAGGAAAAGCCUUAUAAGACAAGACCGUAGUGAUACCUCAGAUGACCAGUGGGUGGAGUACAGAAGUGUCUACUUUCCUGAGCAUAGUGCCUUACUCAGGGAUAACCUGGGGCCUCUUAGAGUUAAUGAAGUGCUCAACAGUUUUGACAACACUGGUAAUGUCUGUGUGUGGCCAUCUGAAGAGGUGAUGGCUCAUUACUGUCUACAGAAAAGUCACAUGUUCAAGGGUGCUGUGUGUGAGUUAGGAGGAGGUAUGACUUGUCUUGCUGGGCUCAUGGUUGCCAUUUGUGCUGACGUGAAGGAAGUUCUGCUAUCAGAUGGGAACGAGAAGUCCAUUCAGAAUGUACGAGGGCUUAUUGAGAGAAACAGGCAAGCUGGAAAGUUUGGUUCAACGCAUGUAUCUACCAGGGUGGUGAGGUGGGACUGUGAGUCGGACAUUUCAGCACUCGAGGGUCACUUUGACAUUGUCAUGUGUGCAGACUGUUUGUUUCUCGACCAGUACAGAGCCAGCCUGGUUGAUGCUAUAAGGAGAUUACUGCACCCAAAUGGCAUGGCGUUGGUGUUUGCCCCACUGCGAGGUGAAACUCUGGGACUGUUUUGUCAACUGGCCCAGCAGGUUGGACUCUGCGUCUCUCAACACCAGCAGUAUGAUGCUCUGGUCUGGGAUGUACACUUGAAGAUGGUGAGAGAGGGAAAGGAAGCAUACGAUGAGAACAUCCACUAUCCUCUCCUCCUCACAUUGACCAAAGGACCUCAACCUGUCAGCCUCACUCAAUAA
This is a messenger RNA of Scomber japonicus (chub mackerel), 1011 nucleotides long. RefSeq names its product calmodulin-lysine N-methyltransferase (gene camkmt). Bases 1 to 1011 code for a protein of 336 amino acids. The transcript has 11 exons. Lineage: Eukaryota; Metazoa; Chordata; Actinopteri; Scombriformes; Scombridae. Gene Ontology annotation, cellular component: cytoplasm. Gene Ontology annotation, molecular function: calmodulin-lysine N-methyltransferase activity. The record is from RefSeq and is a predicted model, not a curated record.